Rotaria sordida is the source of this 1572-nucleotide messenger RNA. The record is from the annotation of a GenBank genome assembly. NCBI's taxonomy places the organism in Eukaryota, Metazoa, Rotifera, Eurotatoria, Philodinida, Philodinidae.
AUGAACACACUAAAACGUCAUCAAACAUGUCCAAAAAUAAACGAUACUAAUAAUAAUAAUCCCAUAAAAAAUGAAAUUGUUAAACGACCAACAAGUGCUAGUAGUAUAAGUGGUAAUUCUUGUUGUGCAACAACAACAAAUCAACGAACUCGUUCAAAUUCAUUCUCUGCAUCUAUAUCAUCAUGUCAACAAAUACAUACAACAUCUCGUUCAUCAUUAAAAACAAAAUUAAAUAAACAAAUAAAUAAUUCAAAUUCAAUAAAACCAUCUGUUCCUCCUAUUUCAACCCAAAAUGAUUUUGAAAAACUUGAACAGUAUGAUGAAAAACAUCCAUCAAUGAUCAGUAUAGCAUCUUAUGUUGAUAAAGUCAUUUUUGUUAAAGAUCAUCAAUCAUCUAAAACAGCUGAUAUAUUUGUUAAUCGAUUAAUUCAUUAUCAUGAAGAAGAAAAUGAUAAUAAACAUGAAGAAAUUUAUGAUUUAUCAGCAAGUCCUAAUCGCAUUCGACAAAGAAAAAUCAUUCCAUUUAAAAGCAAAGUUUAUGCUCGUAUUGAACAAUUAACAGUUGCAAAAACCAUAACAAGUGAUAAUGACGAUGACAAUGAUGAAGAUCAUAAAUGGAAUGAUGUUGGCGUCGAUAAAGUUAUUCCUGUUGUUGCUGAUGAAUAUAAUAGUGAUAGUGUACAAUAUCAACAAAAGAAAGGUUCAGCUCGUUCAUCUGAUUUUGGUGAUGAUCAUUCCUGGGCUGAUCGUGUUACUGCUCCACCUCUUAAUUCCUUAAUGCUCAAUACAUUUCCAGGUUUACGACAUAGAGUACCAGCAUCAGCAGUUGCUCCUGCUCCUUCUCCUCCUCCACCUCCAUUACCUAUAACUGAAUCUAAUCAAGAUUAUAGUCGUUUAGUUCAUGAAAAAGCUAAACAACUUGAAAAACAAAUCGAACUUUUUGAAAAAGAAAAUGUAUUAACAUUACAAGAAGAUUUAAAACAACGUGAAACACGUUGGUCAACAACAAUUAGUCGUUUAAAUGGAUGUAUUGAAACAUUAGAAUAUGAAAAUGUUGAAUUAAAACAAGAAAAAGAAAUUAUCGAACGUAAACAACUUGAUCUUAUGCAUCAAUUACAAACAGUUUCUGAACAACAACUGCAAGAAGAUACAUCAUCAUUAUCCAUAACAAGAAAAUCACUUGUAGAACUUCAACAAAUCAAACCACGUCCAAAAAAUACUGGAUCAAUAACAUCAAAAACUCAAUCAUUACCAAAAACAAUGGUAAUAAGAAAUUCUGAAUCAUCUAUAAAGCCAAAAAUAACAUCAAAUGGACGACGAACACCAACAAUAGUUGUCGGUGUUAAUGGAAUUAAAAAUAAUGUUGAUACAUCAAGAAAAUUCUCAUCAUUAUCCAGAACAAAACGUCCAACAUCAAUGAAUGAAUUAAUAGGAAGAAUUGAAUCAAUACCAAUACCAACUAUAAUUGAACAACCAAUUGUUGUUUCCGAAAGAGCUGAUUCACGAAAUGGAGGAAGUGAUAAAGAUAUUCAUCGAUUUGAUCGAAGAAAUGAUCAACAUUUAUCAUCAUAA